Racocetra persica is the source of this 1493-nucleotide messenger RNA. The record is from the annotation of a GenBank genome assembly. Lineage: Eukaryota; Fungi; Glomeromycota; Glomeromycetes; Diversisporales; Gigasporaceae.
CGCGUAUUUAUGCACUUAAAGACGUAAAAAUGCAAUUAUCAUCCGAAUGUUUUAGUGCUCUAAAAGCUAAAGAUUUCUGGCGGAGAACGGACAGACCUUCACUUCAAAAAUUUAUAGAGUUUCGAUUCCAAGAAGGUGGCGUAGAAGAUAAAGGAACUGAAUACAGUCAAUAUAAAAGUGAUUUAUAUGUUAUCAAGAAUCAUUAUUCUGAAACUACUGAAGUUGGGGAACAAGUUGAUAAAAAAUCACGGUUUAUAAACGUUUUAUGGGAUUUACAAAUGGAAAGACAAGUCAUUCAAGAUAAAACACAGUUGCAACAAAACGAAUUGAAUAACCAAAUUAACCUUGAACGUGUUAGUAAUGCUUAUUUGGAUAUCAGAAAUCAAGAUCAUCUACUGCGAAAAAUAACUACAAAACAGAUUGAAGGCCUAGCUGAAUAUGUAACUGGACAAAAGCGAUCUUGCGAAGAAGAGUCGUCUUCUGUACCACCUAGCAAAGUUAGAACUAUCAGUACAGAAAUGGAGUCAACCCAUAAUGAUUUAAUAUUCGAAGGCGAAUCACCUGUUCCUCUCACGAAUGUAUCUUUUGAUAGUUGCUUAGAAUCAUGUGUACACGAUCAGGAGGAGACAGAAGAAAUUCUGUCGACGAUUAUAAAUGAGAAUGAAGACAUCGUUUAUAGCACAAACAAAAUUCCACUUACGAAUGAUUCUUCUGGAAUUUUUGCACAAACAUCAUUCUCAUUUGAUCAGGAACCAGAUGCGGAGACGACACCACCAGUAAUUAUAAAUGAGGAUGGGGACGUCGUUACUAACAAACGAAUGAUGUGUGAAGCGUAUCUAAAAAUACGUCAAGAGAUUCACAACCUUCCUUCACAGAAAGACGUAGAGUGGCGUGCAUCAGUACGUCAACCAAAACAAUUAGUCCCGCCCUUUUUUGGAGAAAUGAUGGAUGAAUAUGAAAGGGAAAUAAAUGACAUAGAUGAGCUUAGAUCAAAAUUUUAUAAUAUGUGGGGAAGAUAUUAUGAUAGAGUUAUCUAUUCAGAUAAUGAAAGAUGUUUAUUUGAAGCAACUCAAGUCGUUGCACAUUCAUUGAUGCAUAUGUAUCCAGAUUCAAAAAAAAGAAACGAGGAUACUGUAGUUCAUGAUUACAUACAUGAUAUCUUUAAAGAAAUAUUCUGUGAUCCAGAUUAUGAUAUCAUUUGGGCAAAUAUUGAAAGUUUGUCUUCAAAAAGUCACUGUACUACUUAUGGACGCAGCCAAGGUAGAAGACCCGAUGUAACUUUGUAUCGAAUUAUGGAAAACGAUAAUCUCGAAGGAGGCAUCAAUAACAUAAUUUCCUUACGUGGAAAUGAGUUGGAAGUAAAGUCUUUUUGUGGACAUAUUUGUAGAGGAUAUAUUUAUUUUGAAAUGAUGGACUUGGAAUAUGAUGGUAUUUACUGUUAUUUUCAGCUCUCUGAGAUAAAGCUUGCUCAGAAGCUCUCUGAGUUUAAUCUU